Molecule: messenger RNA, 999 nt
Organism: Ostertagia ostertagi
Lineage: Eukaryota; Metazoa; Nematoda; Chromadorea; Rhabditida; Trichostrongylidae
Source: the annotation of a GenBank genome assembly
AUGUCCACCACCAGCGCCGGAACUCAAGGAUAUCAAACAGGCUCAUCUGGAAUGCCGUAUACGUCAACGCCAUUUCCAUACGGAGCUACUCAGAACCCAAAUCAGGGACUUUCUUCUCAAGGUGCCGUGAAUCCUAACCAGGUUCCAUACGGUGCUUCUACAGGUACUUUCCAAGGAACUCAGCCCGGUAGCAGUACGGGCGCUGGGCAAUUCACACCUGUUCCGUAUCAAACAAGUGGCACUCAAUCGACGAGCGGGUUCACCUCAUCUAGUCAGCAGUACACAAACCAAUACGAUCCGACUCGAACUCAGACGACUAUGUAUGGCUCUACGUCACCCACUCAGUCACCUCCUUCAAAUUAUCAACCAAACAAUCCUCAAUCUCAACCCCCGCCAGGAUUCACAUCGUCCAGUCAGCAGCCUUCAUACAAUUAUCAAACCAGCGGACCUCAAGGUCAACCCCAAACUUCUCCUGCUGGCUUCGCGACAUCGUCUCCACAGCCUUCGAAUAACUACCAAACAGGUGGUCCCCAAGGCCCGCCUCUAGACUCUUCAGCGGGCUUCAGCUCAUCAACUCAACAGGCUCCAUAUGGCUACCAAACAAAUACCCCGAGUAGUCAAGCACAACCAUACUCCAAUGGAUUUUCACCCUCUACACCGCCGUCAUAUGAAGCAGGUGGAGCUCAGGGUCAGGUUCCUGGCUUCACAUCGUCUACGCAGCCAAGCUACGCAACGACCGAACAGGAUGCAAAUGGGCUGUACGGGCAGAAUGCUUUUGGAGACUUUGUACAUCCGGCAGCACAGCCACAGCAGCGACAGUACUCAGCAGGACAACCCGGUCUUCCAGUUGGAUCCCAAUACGAUCUCAACGGAGCCGCAAACGUGCAAUACGGAGGUUACGACAAUAAUUUAGGCAGUGCUCAACUUUACGAUGCUCCAUACAACUCUGCUCCAACUACAAAAGCGGGAAUUCUCUCAACCAUUCUGGCCGUUACCUGA